Molecule: messenger RNA, 1055 nt
Organism: Chara braunii
Lineage: Eukaryota; Viridiplantae; Streptophyta; Charophyceae; Charales; Characeae
Source: the annotation of a GenBank genome assembly
UGGGUGCCUGGUUAGGAACAGACAUUACAGGAGAAAAAGACUAGAAAGGAGAAGGAGAUGGGCGGGUUUUGAUGGCGAACCCUCAACAACUUGGGAUGGCCCAGAACCAGGGAUUUGGUUUCGGAUCUCCGGUGAUGAACAAUGGUUUCGGAUCUCCGGUGAUGAACAAUGGAGCGAAUCAUGCCGGUGUGGUGAUGUGCUUCCUCUGUGGGAAGCAAGGGCAUUACGCUAGGAAUUGCUGGGCCGCUGGGAACGGUCGUCCCACGCUAGGAUUGCAACAACAGGAUACGCAGGGCACUGAUGAGAUAACGAAUGAGAUGAAAGCUUAUUUUCGGAAGAAGAUCCAGAAACAGAAGAAAGAAGAGGAGAAGAGGGAGGAGGAGUAUGAGGAGAAAAAGAGAAGAGAGGAGGAAAGCAGGAAAGAGGCAGAUAGGAUAAGGGAAUUCGAAGCUAGGGAAGCUCGUCUGGAAGCUAAGUUGGUUAGAUUGCUGACUCAGCACUGGAAACCCACGGACAAUAGCAUGCCUUCGGGGCCGAGGAAGAAAUCUCCACGGACGAAGGCCAGGGUGCUGAGGGAAAUGAGGAGUUACUUUGACGAGUCCGAGGAUGAUAGCGAGGAGGUAAGAGAAGAGGCGGGGAAACUUAUUGAAGCGAUUGAGAGCCCGAAGGGUAAGAAGAGAGUACCAGAGUGGGAAGGUCGGAUAUCCGCGGCAAGAAUGAGACCCGCAAGAGCAGCUGUUGUGAUCAAUGUGGAAGACGAUUUGCCCGGAAUGAUGCACACCCCCCAGCCGAAGAGAAAGGAUGCGAAUAACGGAGCAGCGGGGGGAGAAAUGCUUGAGUAUGUUCUGGGUCUGCACCGCCAGCUCUCGGCCAAAAAAGUUCCCGAGCUUCGGAAGAUAUGCAACCAGGAAGGCAUUGAAUGGACAAAGAAGGAAGUGGCAAUCACCGAACUGGUCAGGUGCAGGACGAGAUUAGCCUACAAUGAGUUUGCCGAACCGAGCCAAGCCUCGCCUCUUUCUGGUAAGUGAACAUUAGAUCGAUAGCCCUUGGAGAUG